GACCGGAUAGCGGAAGUGGAUGAAGCGUGUCGAGUUAGUCGUGUGAACUAUCUCACAUGCAUGAGAGGUGCAGAUUCCAUUGGUUGAAGAAGCAGCAACUGAUCAGACGCGUCUCGGAUAGAAAAAGGAGCCCAGGGUGGCUUUGGCCAGUUGGCGACAGGAUCAACAGGACUUGAAGCAAAUGUCAAGCCAGGCUCUGCAAAGGGAGGAGGGGGAUGGAGUGACGCUGUGUGACAAAGAGGAGCUAAACCGAAAGAUUAAAGAGCAAAAAGUCGUAGUUGAUGAAAUUUCCAACUUGAAGAAAAACCGGAAGGUUUACAGGCAGCAACCCAACAGCAAUUUAUUCUUUCUAGCAGACCGAACCCAAACACUAUCUGAAUGCAAACACACAUUAGAUGAAUUGAAGAAAGCACAUCAAGAAAUGGAAAAUUCAGAAAAAGCGAAACUCAAGAAAUAGUUAAACCAAACAAGCGUUUAAAAUGUGUGGAAUCUGCUGUGUGGUCAGCUUGUCUGUUCAUCCCCCUAAACAUUGUCUCUUGAAAGAGGAUAUCCCAUGUAAUCUUAGAAGACGAGGGCCUAAUAGUAGCCAACAGUUGCUAAAGACUGUGCUCCAUCCUUCAUACCAAUGCUUAUUUUCUGGCCAUGUACUUCAUUUAAGGGGGGUGCUAACUCCACAGCCCAUGGAAGAUCCUAUUAGUGGUAAUGUGUUACUUUGGAAUGGAGAAAUCUUCAGUGGAAUUCCUGUAGAGGCUGAGCAGAAUGACACUCAAGUUAUUUUUCGCCAACUCUGCUCAUGCAGUUGCGAAUCAGAUGUUCUGUCUCUGCUGUCUUCCAUUCAGGGUCCUUGGUCCUUUAUUUUUUAUCAGGCAUCCAGGCAUCUCUUGUGGUUUGGCAGGGACUACUUCGGCCGUCGCAGUCUGCUGUGGCAAUUUAAUAAGGAGAUUGAUGAGGUUCUUGUUCUCACUUCUGUAAGUGCUGUCUCUAAUCAUCAAUGGUGGGAAGUUCCAGCAUCAGGAAUCUUCAAAAUGGAUCUCCAGGCCUGUGCUGCCUCUGAAGCUGUGACUUUAACAUGGCAUCCUUGGAAAUAUCCUUCCAGAAGAAAUGCAAUUGAAGAAGCUGUCAUUGGAGACAUAAAUAUGGUUUCCAAAUAUUUACCAACACAUGUGUCUCUUGUAAUGGAUGAGUCCCACUGCCUAGUAGCGCCGGUCGUUCCUUUGAAUAAGGAGAUCCGUGACAUACCCGAGGAGCCCCAGUUCUUUGAUUUUACCCAAAAUGUAGCUGACGCAAGAGUUCUUCAGACAUUCCUUGCAGAACACCACAAGAAAAAACUGGUUCAGCAGUUUAUUGAUGUGUUGAGUAGAGCAGUAGAGAGGCGAGUCUUAUGUCUGGCUAGAGAUCCUGAUAUAUUAAAAGGAGAAAUGUCAGGGGCAGCUCUGAGGAAGCCCUGUGUUGCAGUACUUUUUUCUGGGGGCAUUGAUUCCAUUCUUAUAGCAGCCCUUGCUGAUAGACAUGUGCCUUCAGAGGAACCCAUUGAUCUUCUCAAUGUGGCCUUCAAGGUUACACACCAAGAUAGCCAAAACAGUUCCAUCAGGAAACGCAGCAAAGAGAAGAAACAGCCGCCACUUCGUCAGGAAUGCUUAAACGGCGACAAUAUUAUGACUGCUGGCUUUUUGUCACCUUUUAAUGUGCCUGACAGAAUUACAGGCAGGGCAGGACUGGAAGAACUGAAAAACAUUAAUCCUUCAAGGUGUUGGAAUUUUGUGGAGAUCAACGUUCCGCUGGAGGAGUUAAAAGCAAUGAGAGAACAACAUAUACGCCACUUAGUUUAUCCCUUGGACACUGUUUUAGACGACAGUAUUGGUUGUGCUGUGUGGUUUGCUUCCAGAGGAGAAGGUCUGAUUACCAAUCAGGGAAAUAUAACUCCAUAUACAAGUCCUGCAAAGGUUGUACUUACAGGAAUCGGAGCAGAUGAACAACUUGCAGGCUAUUCCAGGCACCGCGUUUGCUUUAAAACACAAGGUUUGGAGGGUUUGAAUGAAGAACUAGGAAUGGAACUGGGCCGUAUUUCUUCUCGAAAUCUUGGCCGAGAUGAUAGAGUUAUUGGAGAUCAUGGCAAAGAAGCAAGAUUUCCAUUUCUUGAUGAAGAAGUUGUAUCUUUCCUUAACUCUCUUCCUGUUUGGGAAAAAGCAAACUUGGCUCUGCCUCGAGGCAUUGGGGAGAAAUUGCUUUUGCGCCUGGCAGCUGCUGAACUUGGCUUGACAGACUCUUGUGUCCUGCCCAAGAGGGCCAUGCAGUUUGGUUCCAGGAUUGCCAAAAUGGAGAAGAGCCACGAAAAGGCAUCUCACAAAUGCACAAGACUCCAGUCACUUUCAGUAGACUAGCUGUGUGUACGGGGUUGCCUUUAAAAAAUGCUAAUUACAGUACACAGUGGACACAAUACAAGAAGCUUCAGGUGCUACUCAGUUUGUGAUUCUAUGCACUUCAUUAGGAAUAAUGCCCAGUGGCGUCAGUAGGAUUAACUUUUGUGUUCGAUGUGAAUAGCGUCAGGCUGCAUAUUCCACUGAAAGGGAAUGGAAAUUACAAUUAACUAAGUUCUAUUAAUUUUAGUGGAACUUAGUUCUUUCUAGCUAGCUGGAUUGUCCCCAAUAUGCUCUGAAAGAUACUUCUGUUACAUACAUGAAAUGAAAUAAAGGGGUUUUUUAUGUCUCAGAA
Molecule: messenger RNA, 2712 nt
Organism: Elgaria multicarinata webbii
Lineage: Eukaryota; Metazoa; Chordata; Lepidosauria; Squamata; Anguidae
Gene: ASNSD1
Product: asparagine synthetase domain containing 1
Exons: 7
Coding region: 480-2381 (633 amino acids)
Molecular function (GO): asparagine synthase (glutamine-hydrolyzing) activity
Source: RefSeq, a predicted model, not a curated record